Messenger RNA from Vicia villosa (hairy vetch), 6765 nucleotides. Its product is annotated as putative disease resistance protein At3g14460. Gene Ontology annotation, biological process: defense response to other organism. The transcript has 8 exons. The record is from RefSeq and is a predicted model, not a curated record. Bases 185 to 3952 code for a protein of 1255 amino acids. Lineage: Eukaryota; Viridiplantae; Streptophyta; Magnoliopsida; Fabales; Fabaceae. Gene Ontology annotation, molecular function: ADP binding.
GUAUCAAUCAUUAGGCAGUAAAAAAGUAGUUGACACAAUCAAUUCUCCAUCCAAAAAGUAGUUGAAAUAUCUUUCUAUAAUAACUCUUGUGAACCUGCAAUUUCUUCUUCUACGUACGUUGCAAUUUCUUCUACAUUGCAUUUUCUGAAUCCAAUCUCACUAUCUUAUUUUGUUGAACUAAGUCAUGGCGGCUAUUCUUGGAGGAGCACUUCUUUCAGCUUCCAUGGAGAUGUUGGUGAAAAAGGUUGUUUCUGGUGAAUUUGUUGAGUUGUUUCGGAGGACUAAGCUUGACGUUGAGCUGUUGGAAAAGCUGGAGAUAACACUGUUGAGUCUUCAAUCUGUACUUUAUGAUGGUGAGGACAAACAGAUCGCUAAUCCUGCUGUCAAGAAGUGGCUGGAGAUGUUGCAAGAUGCUGUCUUUGAAGCCGACGAACUGUUCGAUGAACUAAACACUGAAGCUUUAAGGUGCGAAGCUGAAGCUGGCCAGGUUCUUAAAAAGUUUUUAGAUUAUUUUCAAAGGUUUAAUAAAAAGAUCAAUUCUAAACUGCACAAAUUAUUUGAAAGAUUAGAACAUUUGAGAAACCAAAAUCUUGGAUUGAAAGAAGCUGUUUCCAGCAGUGUUUGGAGUAUAACUCCUACAAGUCCAUUUUUGGGAGAUGAAUCUGCUAUUUAUGGCAGAGAUGAUGACAAAAAGAAACUUAAAGAGUUUUUGCUGUCAGAGGAUGGUUGUGAUAGUGGAAAUAAAAUAGGAGUGAUUUCCAUUGUGGGUAUGGGAGGGUUAGGAAAAACAACACUAGCUAAACUCCUGUACAACGACCGUGAUAUAAAGGAGAAAUUUCAGGUGAGAGGGUGGUCACAUAUUCCAAAAGAUUUUGGUGUUGUUAUUGUCACUAAAACCAUUCUUAAAUCUGUCACUUCAGGAACAAUUAUAGACACUGACUUAGUUAAACUCGAAGUUCAAUUGCAGCAAAAUUUAAGUAACAAAAAGUUUUUGUUAGUAUUGGAUGAUAUAUGGUAUGGAAACUAUGUUGGUUGGAAUAGUCUUAGUGAUAUUUUUAAUGUUGGGAAAAUAGGAAGUAAGAUCAUCAUCACAACUCGAGAUGUAAGAGUCGCACUACCCAAGCAAAAAUCUCUCUAUGUCCACCAUUUAAGAUCUUUGGAAACUGAAGAUUCAUGGUCUUUAUUAGCCAGACAUGCAUUUGUAGAAACAAACUACCAACAACAUCCCAGUUUAGAAAUAAUUGGUAGAGAAAUUUCCAAAAAAUGUGGUGGCUUACCAUUAGCUGCAGUAGCAUUGGGGGGCAUUCUUCGCACCAAUUUGUCAGAAAAUCAUUGGAGUGAUGUAUUAAACAAUAAUAUUUGGGAACAUACAAAUGAUGAGGUGCAGCCAGCCCUACUAUUGAGCUAUCGGUUUCUUCCAGUUUCUUUGAAAGGAUGCUUUUCUUAUUGUUCUAUUUUUCCAAAGAACUCAAUCUUAGUGAAAAAGAUGGUAGUUCAGCUGUGGAUUGCAGAAGGUUUAAUACCUCAGCCGAAUAGUGAGAAAAGUUGGGAAAGAGUAGCUGAAGAAUACUUUGAUGAACUAGUGUCAAGGUCUUUGAUACGUCAACGGUUCCUUGCUCAAGAGGAAAGCGACUUUGAAAUGCACGAUCUCAUCAAUGAUUUAGCUAUGGCAGUUUCAUCUCCAUAUUGCACUAUGUUGGGCACACAAAAGCCAGAUAUAAGGGUGCGAUACUUAGCAUAUGACAGAUUUGAAUAUAACUCAGAUGAUAAAUUUGAAAAAUUGCAUGGAUUAAAAGGUCUACGAACUUUUCUACCCAUGCCAAUACAAGUUUUAGGGCGUUAUGAUAUUUCCGUAUCGUCGAAGUUAUUUUCUGAUUUGUUGUCGAGAAUGAUAAAAUUACAUGUGUUGUCUCUUUCAAACUACAGAAAUAUCACAGAAUUACCCAACUCUAUUGGAAAUUUGAUUUACUUGCGAUACUUGAAUCUCUCUGGCACUUUGAUUACAAGGCUGCCUUCUGAAACAUGCAAGCUUUACAAUUUGCAGACGUUGUUAUUGUCAAGAUGCGAGGAACUCACUGAAUUGCCAAAAGACAUGGGGAAAUUGGUGAAACUACGUCACCUUGACAUCAGAGGCACUAAAUUGAAGAAAAUGCCGGCACAAAUAUCCAAAUUAGAAAAUCUGCAAACAUUGUCGGACUUUAUUGUGAGCAGCGUUAAGGAUGUUGGGUUGAAGAUUGAGGAUCUUGGAAAAUAUCCCCAUCUACGAGGAAGCCUUUCCAUUUCACAACUUGAAAAUGUUAUUGACCCAUCCCAUGCUUCUCAAGCAAACUUGGAGAUGAAAAAAGAAAUUGACGAGUUGGAACUAAGAUGGUCUUACACUGCUCAUUCAAAUUCACAAAUACAAAGUGUUGUAUUGGAAAGGUUGCGUCCGUCGACAAUUUUGAAGAGUCUGUCCAUCUCUGAAUAUCCUGGAGACAAAUUACCAAAUUGGUUGGGCAAUCCUUUAUUUAGCAACAUGGUGCGUUUGAAGAUCUUAGGAUGUAAAAACUGUUCAAGAUUGCCAUCCUUGGGGCAACUAAGUAAUCUUAAAGUACUCUUUAUUAGUGAGAUGCAAUCAAUAAAGAGCAUUGGUACCAUGUUCUAUGGAAGUGAUUCUCCUUCGUUUAAACCAUUUACCUCUUUAGAGACUCUAAGUUUUGAAAAUAUGGCAGAGUGGGAGGAAUGGAAGUUGAUUGGAGGUACAUCUAUUGAGUUUCCUAGUCUUAUACACUUGUCACUAAAUUGUUGUCCAAAACUCAAAGGAAACAUACCAAUGAACCUUCCUAAGCUUGAAAGAUUGUCAUUUGUUAAAUGUCCCGAACUCAGUGGGAUGACACCCAACAACCUUUCUUUCCUUACAGAACUUGUGUUACGGGAUUGUCCCUUAUUGAUGGAGUCAAGGUAUUUAGAUGAUAUUAACAAUAUUAUAAUUACAAGCCCACCAUUUGGCGUAUUCAGCCAAAUGAUGGUUUGUCUCUAUUCUCUUCAAAGGAUGAUUUUAAAAAAUAUUCCAUCUCUAACAUCCUUUCCAAGAGACGGUCUUCCCAAAACCUUACAAACUCUCGUAAUUGAAGAUUGUGAGAAUCUGGAAUUUCUUUCUCAGGAAUCUUUUCACAAUUACACAUCACUUGAGCAUUUGAAAAUACUCCAUAGUUGUAAUUCAAUGACAUCAUUUACCCUAUGCUCUCUCCCAGUCCUCAAAAGUCUAGAUAUUUACGGCUGUAAUAAUUUAAAAUCCAUAUUAAUUGCCGAAGAUGCAUCACAACAUAAUCUCUUGUUUCUUAUAAGCAUCAAAAUAGGGAGUUGCCAUGAACUGGAGUCAGUUUCCCUAUGUGGAUUGCCUAUUCCUAACCUCACUCAUUUAACUGUGCAUUUUUGUGAGAAAUUACGAUCUCUACCUGAAUCAAUAAAGACUCUAACUAGCCUUCAACAAAUGAUAAUUACUAAUCUUCCAAAUCUGCAAUCGUUUUCCAUAGAUGGUUUGCCUAUCACUUUACGAGAACUUUGGAUUAUCAAGGUUAGAGGGAUUUUGUGGAAUACAACUUGUGAGCAUCUCACUUCUCUUUCAAAGCUGAAAAUUUCGGGUGAUGAUUUUGUGAAUACAAUGAUAAAAAUGCAAGUUCCGUUUCUACCCACUAAUCUCGUUUCCUUAUGGAUCUCCGAUCUUAAAGAUAUAGAAUGCUUGGAUGGGAAGUGGCUUCAACAUCUCACUUCUCUUCAUAAACUUGAGAUUUAUUACUCACCCAAGCUCAAGUCUUUGCCAAAAGAAGGGGACUUGCCUUCCUCUCUUAAAAAAUUGAAUAUCUAUGAAUGUCCGUUAUUGGAAGCAAGUUUACGGAGGAAACGAGGGAAAGAGUGGCGUAAGAUUUCUCACAUUCCCAAAAUAUAUAUAAACAGCAAAAUCAUGGAAUGAGUAUUACAUCAAGAUUACAAAAUUAUGGACCUCACUAUCCAAGAGGACCACAGAAAAGUGUUGAUAUACGUGGUAACAGUUUGACAUAAUGAUAUUUGUGAUUAAGAUGAAUUGGAUUCUACCAUCACUUAAUUCAUGUUUGGUACAUACGGUCAUGGUUUUAAAUUGCGAACGCAGAUGCGGUUGCGGCUAUUGCGGUUGAUGGGAUGCGGUUGAGGCCAUUUCGGCGUUAUGAUGCAGUUUUUAUUGUGAUUUGCAAUCACACCGCAAUUGCGGCCUAAUGCGGAUGCGGACACUACCGCAACCGCAAUAUUGCGGCCGCAUCACGUGAUGCGGUCCGCAAUUUAAAUUCAUGCAUACGGUGUUCUCGCGUUAAAUAUUUUUAGAUAUAUUUCAUUGAAGUUAAAUAUUCAGGUGUUGUUCAAAUCUUUUUCACGAUUUCUGUUUCUGAAACCCAAGUGCAAUAAAAUAUUGUUAAUCUACAAAAUUGUGUGAGAACUUGAAUCUGGUACCAAAUUGUGGUAGGCCAUGCUAAGUACUUUACCUUUAGAUUUACAGAUUUGAGAUGCUAAAUACCAAAAGGAAUUGGCAUUUUUCAAUUCUAGAACUCAAAUGAUUUUUGUUUUCCUCCCAUGUUUAAUUUACCAACAUAUUACAGGCUAUUCUUAUACACAUAUUCUGGAUAUUCUUGUGUUGUCCUGUCAGAUCAAUUUCAUACAUAAAACAUGCUUUUGAUAUUAUUCAACUAGUGUCAAAUAUAGGUUUUCUGGACAACAUCAUAACAGCGUGAGCGUUUGAUGUUCAUGCGCAUUAUUAACGAGCAUUGUCCUCAUAUCAGAGGCUGAAUAACUUGACUUAUUAAUUAAAAUUUUAUGAAAGAAAAUUUUAAAGCAUGUCUAUUUGAUUAUUUAAUAUAAUUUUUAAAUAACUAAUUACUUUUGAAAUAUUAAAAGAUGUGUGAUGCAGGUGUGUAGAUAAAUUUGAAUCCCAACUUUCCAAGCAUGGAAGUCUAAGAAAUAAUACUUUUAUGACUAGCAUGUCAUAGCUGGCUUCCUCAACAUUAUUGUAAAUGCCUAGUAUUUUUCCUAGCUGGAUGGAAAGUGACUUCAACAUAUUGUCAGAAGAGGGGAAGCAAGUGUGUGGAAGAAACGAGGAAAAGAGUAUUGUAAGAUUGCUCACAUUCCAAGCAUACUUAUCGAUUAUGAAUUAAUCAUAUUUACAUUCCUUGCAUCAUAUCCCGAUCGGGAGCUGAAAUUCAGAAUUCCAACUGCAGACAAGUCAGAUUUCUAAGAUGGUGAAUAUUCUAAGAGAGCAAAUUGCAAGCUAGCUAGAAAACAAAUACAACUGUUGGGCACAGUCAUGGAGAAAUUUGGAGGAAUUGCAAAAUUUCCAUUUGUGGUGAACUGGACCUCACAAACCAAGAGUACCACCGAUGAAUCAUUUAACCAAAUGAUGCACUCUGUAAAGAAGUCGUUUGUCUGAGUAAAUUAUUAUGAUUUUGAUGCAGAUGAACUUGAAUCCCUACUUGAAAAGCAUGACAGUCCGAGGGUUGUACUUUUAUCACAUCGUAGCUAUUCUGAAAACGGGGCUGUUAACAAUAUGUUGGAUUUUGGUUUGUGUUUGCUCAACUGGAUGUAGAUUCUUCCAAUGGUUUCGCAAACAAAUAUGAAUGAUGUCCAGAAACUUUCCAUGCCUCUGUAGAGAGAUCAUCCACAUCAUUCAAGACACAUUCAUCCUAUAUUCGAGGAAUUCCGCAAAGGAACAUCUCCGGCAUUCAAAGAACAGAAGAGAGGCACUACAACACCAUCUUUUUAUUGUUUUUUCGUCAGAUAUGACUCAUUGUUUACCAAUAAGUAAAUAGGUUGCUCGAGUUCAGAUGCUCUAUCAAAUUGUAAUCUGUAAAACAUAUGUUUGAUUAAUACAACGGAACUGCAGCUGCCCUGCAGUCGGAGACGUAGGCACAAUUGGCCGAACUUCGUUAGCAAAUACCGUGUGUUCUGUGUUUCUGUUUUUUUUUUUUUUUUUCAAAUUUGUUUUCUUUUGAAUUGGAAUUUGUGUUCUAACAAUUUCAAAUGCAUUGAAAUCUGAAGCCCUUUAUUGACAUGUAAAGAUAUCAUGUGUUUAACAAAAUUAUAUCACAACAAAAUUAUUAUUAAGUGGCUGAGAAUUUGGAUGAACAAAUGGUAAACAUGUGUUUAUUAAUGCAGUUCUCUUGGGAACACUGAUGUUGAGAAGCAAGGAAGUACUCACAUGAAAGGAAACUGUUCAUAAAAGAUUUAGAGAUUGGAAUGCUUUCUUAUUGGGCAUGUCGACCACCAAAUGUAAGGACCGAUAAAGUGCUGGAGUUUAAACAAAGCUUUGACAAGUCUUUUAGGGCUUGUUUGCCACCAAAACUAUUUGACACAUUCAGAAGAGAGCCAUGUUGGCAAGACUUAAGAGUUUAGUUGAGUGACACUGAAACAUCUUUUUGUUGAAUAUGAUUCAUAGCUUACUCAUAAAUGAAUAGGUUGCUCGAGUUUAGCCGCUUUGAUAAACUAUAACCUGGAAAACCUAUUUGAUUAAUACAACGGCACUACAACUACUCUGCAUUCGGAGACGUAGGCACAAUUAGCCGAAUUCCAUCAUAUCAAAUAUUGAGUGUUCUCUAUAUUCUCUGUUUUUAUUUUAUUUUGAAUAGAAAUUGUUGUUCUAACAAUUUCAAACACAUCAAAUUUUAAACUCCUUUCUUGACUUGUUCAGAUGUUAUGAGUAUGGUACAUUGGCAUUUUUAUUUCUUUGCUAGGAGUAGGACUUCAUCAGUUUACUAGAUCUGA